AUGUUUGUUUUCCUUCUUUACGUCGUCUCGCAGCUCGUUCUACUUGGUGCCUGGGUUUCGGGUACCUUGGACCCGUACCAGAAAAGAUUACAGGAAAUUGUCCUGUACAUGAUGGGCGAGACGAAGGUGUCUUAUGGCCUUAAGAAGAGUCUGACAGCCAAGAUACUUGCCGAAGACACGAAUCUGAGCAAGUUCCAAGAUCAGCUGGGCAACGGGAUUGGAGGAGCAUUUGGCAAGGGUGGUGCUGGAGAAGGAGUUGGAUCAGUGCUGAGCAAGGGACUGUAA
Molecule: messenger RNA, 285 nt
Organism: Penicillium longicatenatum
Lineage: Eukaryota; Fungi; Ascomycota; Eurotiomycetes; Eurotiales; Aspergillaceae
Exons: 2
Coding region: 1-285 (94 amino acids)
Source: RefSeq, a predicted model, not a curated record